Molecule: messenger RNA, 414 nt
Organism: Arctia plantaginis
Lineage: Eukaryota; Metazoa; Arthropoda; Insecta; Lepidoptera; Erebidae
Source: the annotation of a GenBank genome assembly
AUGCUUGCUGACGAUGCCCUUGAUGGGGUUUGUCAUUUUAAUGUUGGACAUAGAGUUGGCCAUGGCUGUCAAGUGGUUGACUCGCCGCGGCAGCAGCUCCGCUGCCGCAGUGCCCUUAGCGGGCCUGCCCGCUCCCGGCACCGACCGCUUCUCUGGUGCCUUUCGCUCGCGGCGCCGGCAGCUCACACAAUGACCCAUAAAAUAACCUCCGCCGCGCAGAAUGUCCCCCGCUCAUCGGACCGGCGGCGGAGCGCGAGCGACCACACCAAGGCCGCCACCGGCGCUCAGCUCGUGCCCGCCAUACCCAAUACUGCAACCGCCUGCCUGACCAGCCUUGCUCCAGCAGAGCCUGUGCUGCAACCUGCAGCGACCACUUCCACACCUCACCGCCAGACCGAAGGCACCUUACACUAA